Molecule: messenger RNA, 1074 nt
Organism: Thlaspi arvense
Lineage: Eukaryota; Viridiplantae; Streptophyta; Magnoliopsida; Brassicales; Brassicaceae
Source: the annotation of a GenBank genome assembly
CUUAUAACCAAGUAUAGUGGUUGUCUUGGUAAUAACGUGCUGAUUAAGAAUUUUCACUACCAUAUUAACAUGCUCAUGAACGCCUAUAAAUACAUACAACGUAUUGUAUCAUAUUCAUCAAGAGCACUACCAAAGUACUUUGGAUUGAAAAGAGAGAAAAAAAAGUAUUACCAAACACAAAUAACUAUGUCUGCGAGUAAUUUAUCAUCACUUGUUCUAAUCACUUUCAUGUUGGCGAUGUCGUGCCUUGUCUCCGAGAGCCGCGUUGCAAGAAAAGACUUGGGUUUGGACCUCGGUGGGAUAGGGAUCGGUUCUGGCGUCGGCAUCGGCAUAGGUAUUGGUGGAGGUGGAUCCGGGUCUGGAGCUGGUGCCGGGUCAGGAUCCGGAGGAGGAGGAGGGUCAAGCUCUUCUUCCUCAUCUAGCUCCAGCAGUUCUUCGAGCUCCGGUGGUGGUGGAGGUGACGCGGGAUCAGAAGCUGGAUCAUACGCGGGGUCACGUGCCGGGUCUGGUUCGGGAGGAAGUUCCGGGUCAGGCCGUGGAAGAGGAGGUGGAGGAGGAGGAGGUCGCGGUGGAGGAGGAGGUGGAGGAGGAGGGGGGCGUGGUGGAGGAGGUGGAUCCGGUAACGGAGAAGGGUACGGUGAAGGCGGUGGAUAUGGAGGAGGAUACGGUGGUGGCGACGACUGAAUGAAUAAUAUCGCAUGCAUGCAAUAUCUUAUCGGUGCUGUGUAUUUUACGUAAUUAUUAUUACUAUUUUGGUUUUUUUUUUUAAAUUGCUUGAAAAAUAAUUUCCUAAAGUGGGUGAGUAUAAAGGAGAUGGAAAAAGCUUCUAACUUGUUUGGUUAAUUAUGUACUCUUCCAUUAAUGGAUUCUUGGUGCUGCAUGUAGAUGUUUCACUUGUGUACUAUAUUUAAGUUGUAACUUUACAAUUAUAAUAAUAGUAAGAAAAUAAAUGCGAUGUAUAGUGUUUUUUAUCUUCCUGCACAUUUAUACUUUAUUUUCUCUUCUCAGUUUUCGCGUGUAUCAAAUAGCAAACACGAUGAAAUGGAAAGUUUAUCAACCAAACAAUAUUUAGAA